Messenger RNA from Perca fluviatilis (European perch), 5480 nucleotides. It is a transcript of the gene grm1a, whose product is annotated as glutamate receptor, metabotropic 1a. Gene Ontology annotation, biological process: regulation of synaptic transmission, glutamatergic; G protein-coupled glutamate receptor signaling pathway. Gene Ontology annotation, molecular function: adenylate cyclase inhibiting G protein-coupled glutamate receptor activity; G protein-coupled receptor activity involved in regulation of postsynaptic membrane potential. The transcript is spliced from 11 exons. Lineage: Eukaryota; Metazoa; Chordata; Actinopteri; Perciformes; Percidae. The record is from RefSeq and is a predicted model, not a curated record. Gene Ontology annotation, cellular component: postsynaptic density membrane. Bases 436 to 3966 code for a protein of 1176 amino acids.
UAAUGCAUUGUACAUGACGGCAGAUUUAGAUUUUCUCCCUGUCCUUUUCAGCUUAGAUAAAACAUUGCAGGUCUUGCAUGUUUUAAAGACGUGCAUGCGUAAGAGGAAGAAUACUGUAGAAAAGGCGAUGGUUGCGGGGAUCUUCGUGUUCACGUCUCGAGUUGAGAGCGAGAGAAAGAGAGGGAGGUAAGAGAGAGAGAGAGAGAGAGAGAGAGAGAGAGAGAGAGAGAGAAGAGAGAGAGACUCAGAUGAUACAGCCGAGGACCACGCGCUACAGAAGACGGACUAAGGCACGCGACAUGUCUCAAGGAUUCAGGUGCGCGAGGAUAUGCCCCGGGUGUCGUGCUUACAGAUCCUGGUCGCUGGGAUAAACGUGGAUGUAGCCUAUUGACAGACAGCAGAUAGUAUGCCUGCACAGUUGGUACGCCUCACGCAAUGUGGCACAAUAUGGCACGCGUAAAGAUGGGUCUCUUCGCUCUCCUCUGUCUCCCCACGUUUUUCUUCCGUGUCCUCGUGCUCUCCCACAGCAGCAGCAUCAAUGAGCGGUCGGCGGUGCCUCGCGCCGUGGUCCGCUCCGUGGCUCGUAUGGAUGGAGACGUGAUCAUCGGUGCGCUCUUCUCCGUCCACCACCAGCCGUCUGCGGAGAAAGUGGCUGAGCGGAAGUGCGGGGACGUCCGCGAGCAGUAUGGCAUCCAAAGGGUGGAGGCAAUGUUCCACACGUUGGACCGGAUCAACGCUGACCCGAACCUGCUCCCCAAUAUUAGCUUGGGCUGUGAGAUCCGAGACUCCUGCUGGCACUCCUCUGUGGCUCUGGAGCAGAGCAUCGAGUUCAUCCGGGACUCACUCAUCUCCAUCCGGGAUGAUAAGGACGGGUCCAAAUGGUGCAUUGACGGCACCCCGUCCCACCAGCCUCCACCGUCCAAGAAACCCAUCGCAGGAGUGAUCGGACCGGGAUCCAGCUCUGUGGCCAUUCAGGUGCAGAACCUCCUGCAGCUCUUCAACAUUCCGCAGAUCGGCUACUCUGCCACCAGCAUCGACCUGAGUGACAAGACUCUGUUCAAGUACUUCUUGAGGGUCGUGGCCUCAGACACCCUCCAGGCCCGGGCCAUGCUGGAUAUUGUCAAGCGGUACAACUGGACCUAUGUAUCUGCAGUGCACACUGAGGGAAACUAUGGGGAGAGUGGCAUGGAGGCCUUCAAGGAGCUGGCCUCUCAGGAAGGCUUAUGCAUCGCCCACUCGGACAAGAUCUACAGUAAUGCAGGGGAGAAGCACUUUGAUCGCCUUCUGAGGAAACUACGGGAGCGUCUACCCAAAGCUCGUGUAGUGGUGUGUUUCUGUGAAGGCAUGACUGUCCGAGGUCUCCUGAUGGCCAUGAGGAGACUGGGGGUGUUCGGGGAGUUCCUCCUCAUCGGCAGUGAUGGGUGGGCAGACCGUGACGAGGUUGUGGAGGGUUAUGAGCAGGAAGCAGAGGGAGGAAUCACCAUGAAGCUGCAAUCGGAGGUGGUCAAAACCUUUGAUGAUUACUACCUGAAGCUGCGCCUGGACACUAACACCAGGAACCCCUGGUUCUCUGAGUUCUGGCAGUACCGUUUCCAGUGCCGCCUCGAGGGCCACCCACAGGAGAACAAAAACUACAAGAAAGUCUGCUCCGGUGAUCAUGACCUUCAAGGUGGAAAUGAAAGUCUGCAUGAAAACUAUGUUCAGGAUAGUAAAAUGGGAUUUGUCAUCAAUGCCAUCUAUGCCAUGGCUCAUGGCCUCCAUGAUAUGCACAAGGAGUUGUGCCCAGGGCAGCCAGGGCUCUGUGAAGCCAUGGACCCCAUCGAUGGCAGCAAGCUGCUGGACUAUCUGCUGAAGACCUCCUUCAGAGGAGUCUCUGGAGAGGACAUUUAUUUUGAUGAAAACGGAGACACCCCAGGAAGGUAUGACAUCAUGAAUCUACAGGGUGUGGGUGAUGGUCGCUACGACUACAUAAACGUGGGCUCCUGGCAUGAGGGCAUCUUAAACAUCGAUGACAACAAGCUGUGGUUGAACAGCAGUGACAUGGUCCGUUCAGUCUGUAGCGAGCCUUGCUCCAAAGGACAGAUCAAGGUGAUCAGGAAGGGCGAGGUGAGCUGCUGUUGGAUCUGCACCACAUGCAAGGACAAUGAGAUCGUCCAGGAUGAGUUUACCUGCAAGGCAUGUGAGCUGGGAUGGUGGCCCGAUGAUGACCUGGAAGGCUGCCAGCCCCUGCCUCUGAAGUAUCUUGAUUGGGCGGAUGUGGAAUCCAUGGUGGCAGUGGCUUUCUCCUGCGUGGGCAUCCUGAUCACUUCCUUUGUCACCUUUGUGUUCAUCCAGUACCGUGAUACACCUGUGGUUAAGUCCUCGAGCAGAGAACUCUGUUAUAUCAUCUUGGCAGGCAUCUUCAUGGGCUACAUCUGUCCAUUCACCUUAAUCGCCCGUCCAACAGUGACCUCCUGCUACUUGCAGCGGCUCCUGGUGGGCCUUUCAUCUGCCAUGUGCUACUCUGCCCUGGUAACCAAAACUAACCGCAUUGCCCGCAUUCUGGCAGGCAGCAAGAAGAAGAUCUGCACCAAGAAGCCCCGUUUCAUGAGCGCCUGGGCCCAAGUGGUGAUUGCCUUUAUGCUGAUUAGUAUGCAGCUAACUCUGGAGAUCACACUCAUCAUUCUGGAGCCUCCUGAGCCCAUCAAGUCCUACCCAAGCAUACGUGAGGUCUACCUCAUCUGUAAUACUAGCAACAUAGGCAUGGUGGCGCCACUGGGCUACAACGGCCUGCUAAUCAUGAGCUGUACCUACUAUGCCUUCAAGACGCGGAACGUCCCGGCCAAUUUUAAUGAGGCUAAAUAUAUUGCCUUCACAAUGUACACUACCUGCAUCAUCUGGUUGGCCUUUGUGCCAAUCUAUUUUGGCUCAAACUACAAGAUCAUAACCACAUCCUUCUCCGUCAGCCUGAGUGUAACAGUGGCACUGGGGUGCAUGUUCACACCUAAGAUGUACAUUAUCAUUGCCAAACCAGAGAGGAACGUCCGAAGUGCCUUCACCACAUCUGAUGUGGUACGAAUGCACGUUGGAGAUGGAAAGUCGCCUCAAUGCAAGAACAGCAGCAUCCUCAAUAUGUUCCGCCGGAAGAAGCCUGGGUCGGGCAAUGCCAAUUCUAAUGGCAAGUCUGUGUCAUGGUCUGAAUCAGGUGCAAGACACCCUCCGAGGGGGGGGAAUGUGUGGCACAGACUGUCUGUGCAUGUGAGGAAACAGGAAGCCGGCUUGAAUCAGACGGCGGUCAUCAGGCCCCUAACUAACACCCCCGACCCCCACAGUUGUGAGCCCUCCACCUGUGACCUUGGCACAGAACCACGUCCCCCCCAAGAACCGCGUGGUGCUAAGCCUCUGUACAACCUGGUGGAGGAGGACGACGAGGGCGAUUCGCAGCGCCCCCUCUGGACUCCCACUUGCUCUGGACAGAUGCAAGGGCUGGAGUCUAAUUUAGAUAAGCCGGCUUCUUAUUUGCCCUCUCACUUGAAGGGCUGCACCGCAGAGCGCUUGCAGGGGGCUGUGGUGAACACACACAGCUCCUAUGUCCCUGCACUGAAUGACCACGCCACCGGGGAGGCAAUCCCUGCCAACGAGCCUUUGAGCUUGACCCCCUCUCAGCUUCCUUUGGCCCCACAAUUGGGGACGUUUGAAGAAGAAGGGUCUGAGGACGAGGAACUGGAUCUCUUGCACAGCUACAUUUAUGAUGCCAAGGAGGAGGGGGAGGGGUUGGACAGAGAAGGCGAGGAUUUAUCUCAGAACAAGCCAACUCUGGAGGAUUCCCUAGCUUUGUCGCCCCCCUCCCCCUUCAGAGACUCUGUGUGUUCGGGGGAGUCUGUCAGCGACUCCCCCAUCAUGGAGUCGAUGCUCGGAAGCCAUCCGAGCUCAGUCUACACCUCAAACGUCCUCGAAGACUUUGCACACAGCUCCUCAACACUGUGAGAGCAAAACAGGCGCUGACACACUUGUGCAUCACACAGACGUGCAUUUCCACAUACAGGUUCCCCACACACACACACACACACACACACACACACAUACAUAUACAUACUGUACAACAACAAUUCUUUUAUUAUCAUUUCAGGUUAUUAGCAUUUAUGCUUUGCUGUCAUUUGCUUGCUUGUAUUUAUUACUCUGCUUUUAUAAGUAAGGGGUUAAUCAAAAUUAUAAGUAGAAAACCACCAGGAAUCAUCCAUGAGUGCUUACAUUUCUGAAGGGCUGGGAGUACACAAAGCCUUUCUGUAACGUUAAACUGGGAAGAGUGCCAAAACGGGUCAGCUCUCAUGCCAAAUUGUGAUAAAUUAAACAACACUGAAAAUCAAAAUGAAGGAUGUAGCUGUGGUUCUCAAACUGGCUCUAAGUAGUAGCUCAAGUGCAUUUCAUGCCAGUUUUAAUUCGCUCUGCUUCUCUCUGCUGCACAUGUACAGGUCUGUUCAUGUCUGUAGCAGUCGCAGCUGCAUCGAAAAACUAUUCGCCUUUUUUCAUUAAAUGAUUUCACAUCAGCUUUUUCUCAUCUGACCUCAUCGUAAGUUGGUUGAAUAUUACUUUAUUUGUUAUGAGGUGUGCACAAAAAUAUGAUCACUAAACUGAGUUUCUGCUGAAGACUUGCGCUGUAUGAUAUAUAAUAUGGAUAUAAUGUGCCAAUCAAAGUUGUUAUCAACCUGCAUCCCUGCUUCAGUUUUUACAAUGCAGCUGAUACAGGUUAGUGUGAUUGUAGAUGAUGGCGAUGUUGUUAAUUCAUCUUCCACUCGAUCAUAACCCUGAGAACAAGUUUCAUGAGCAUGGGACGUGGUAAAAGAACUACUUUUGCUUUCCAAUGCCGUGUUGAUAUUUCUCAUGUUUUCUGAGUUUGCUGUGUCAUUGUAAUGAAAACACAGUACUUGUACAAGUUCUCAAAGUUUGUAAUACUGUUAAGCCAUCUCUUGUUUUUCACACAGGUGGUAUGUUUGUAAUACUGAUAAAUGUUUCUAUAUUUAGAAUGUCAACAGAAAAAAAGAGUUUAUACAUUUUGAAACUGUGCUCAGAAACUUGUCAAGGAGCAGUGUGUUUGGUUUUUGGGUAACAUUUAAGCUAACUUGCGUCAACUGUAUCCUCUUGAAAAUAUUCAGUUGUAAAAGUAACCAAUAAUUUGUUGCUUCUUGUAAUGAGAUUAUACAUGUUUCAAUUUUGCUUCAAUCUUGCAUUAUAUACAAGUAGUUUACUUGAAGUUAAGUUCCUUAGUUCUUUAUCUAUAAGAAUGCAAAUAAUUUUAAAGUACAAGACUAUACAGUACAUAGUGCAUUGUAUUGUAUUUCCAAAUGUUUUUAGUCUAUUAUAGUGUAAGUUGUUAAAUGAUUUUAACCAAUGUAAAAUAUACGAAGGAGCCACCUGUUUAACACUGUCGAAUCUAGAGUGAACUAGCCCUUUAUGUUUUGGGAAAGAUGAACAAUGCUGUAAAAUAAAAGCUAUUUAUAUUA